UUCUUCAAUCACUAUGUCAAGUGACACAGAUGUUUCUCUUUCUUCAUAUGAUGAAGAUCAGGGAUCUAAACUUAUCCGAAAAGCUAGAGAGGCACCAUUUGUCCCCAUUGGAAUGGCAGGUUUUGCAGCAAUCAUUGCAUAUGGAUUAUAUAAAUUGAAGAGCAGGGGCAAUACUAAAAUAUCUGUUCACCUGAUCCACAUGCGCGUGGCAGCCCAAGGCUUUGUUGUGGGAGCAAUGACUCUUGGUGUGGGCUAUUCCAUGUAUCAAGAAUUCUGGGCAAAACCUAAACCUUAGAAGACGAGAUGCUGUCUUGGUCUUGGUGGUGUUUGCUUUAGUUAGACAUCUCAUAUUGAGGUUAUAUGUUUAUGUUGAAAAUAAAUUCU
Molecule: messenger RNA, 384 nt
Organism: Globicephala melas (long-finned pilot whale)
Lineage: Eukaryota; Metazoa; Chordata; Mammalia; Artiodactyla; Delphinidae
Source: RefSeq, a predicted model, not a curated record